GAUCCAAUGGUUUCCGCAUUGUUGCUGCUUUCUUGUUGGAGGUGGCGCUGCAAGAGAUCGGCGGUGUUGGUCGAGAAUUUGGCUGUCAAUCGGCGUUUGUUGGGGUCAAUCACUUUGUAGGCCGGAGCAGUGUGUGCAUCACUUCCGUAACUGAAUUGAUAUUCAGCGCUAUGGCUAAGUUCAAUAUUACAAAGUCCUGAUCCUGAUCUAGUAUCUUUGUCUUCACCAGGGCAUGUCUUGUCUGUGUUUGAUACGGUAUUCCUGCAAUAACAUUGCGUGUAAUAUGAAGGACCCGCAUCAUCGAAAUAAGGGCAAGACAAAAGGAAAUGGCUAUAAUUCUCUGCAUGGCACCUAUUAUUGCAUUCUUGCGCGUUUUGUUCGUCCCCAAUAGAUGUCUCAGAUGCCACAUAGACAUCUAUUGGUACCGGGUAAGAAUCCGUAAGUGUUGCGCAUCCCAUCAUCUGAAACUUCGGGGGGGAAAUCACUUUGUAGACCGGAGCAUCGUUGUUACCUCCGUAACCGAAUCGAUAUUCAAAGCGAUGGUUAAGAUCUGCUAAGCAACCAUUAAAUUUGGCAUCAUCUGUGGAUUCACCUUCGCAAAAUUCUUCAUCAGUCUUUACGGUACUCGUAGUCCCGCAAUAACAACUUAAUAAAUAGUGGGUUUUCGC
This is a messenger RNA of Pseudo-nitzschia multistriata, 668 nucleotides long. Lineage: Eukaryota; Bacillariophyta; Bacillariophyceae; Bacillariales; Bacillariaceae. The record is from the annotation of a GenBank genome assembly.